UUGUUGGUGAACCUGUUGCAAUGUUUGUUACUGCUGUCAGUCAUUUUGUCUUAAGUCGCGAGUGUCAAUGGAACACGUUAUCUUUAUUUUGUAACAAUGUUUUUGAAUAACUCAUAAUCUUAAGUUUAAACUUUAUUUGUAGUGUAACUCUAGAUUUAAGGAACUGAAAGGUAACAAUGUGGUCGUCACAAACACAGGUCAAUAAUAUUCAAAACAAUAAGGAGAAUCAUGCCCAAAAAUUGUCAACCCUGGGCAUGACCUCGGCAAUUUCCACAGCCCAUCCAAAACCAUCGGAUAUUGCCAAGACUGGGGAGCUAGAGGAAGCUUUGAAACCCUUUGAUGUAUUUGAAUCCGAACAGGAACUAAACCAACGAAUGAUUAUAUUAGGGAAAUUGUACUGUCUUGUAAAGCAAUGGAUUAAAGACUUGUCUAUUUCUAGAAAUAUGCCUGAGAAUGUUGCUGAAAAUGUGGGAGGAAAAAUCUACACUUUUGGAAGUUAUCGUUUGGGAGUGCAUAAUAAAGGUGCUGAUAUUGAUGCUCUCUGUGUGGCACCUCGGCAUAUUUACAGAACUGAUUUUUUUGGUUCCUUUUAUGAGUUGUUAAAGCAGCAACCUGAAGUUUCAGAUUUAAGGGCUGUAGAAGAGGCGUUUGUCCCUGUAAUAAAAAUGAAUUUUGAUGGAAUAGAAAUUGAUAUGUUAUUUGCCAGGUUGUCUCUGAAAGAGAUACCCGAUUCUAUGGAUCUCAAAGAUGAUAUAUUGUUGAAAAAUUUGGAUGAAAAGUGCGUGAGAAGCCUGAACGGUUGCAGGGUUACAGAUGAAAUACUUAGAUUAGUUCCGAACAUUGAUAGCUUUAGAUUAGCUUUAAGAACCAUCAAAUUAUGGGCCAAACGGCAUGGCAUUUACAGUAAUGUUUUGGGUUAUUUGGGUGGUGUUUCUUGGGCUAUGCUUGUAGCAAGAACUUGUCAGUUGUAUCCAAAUGCAGCAGCGGCCACAUUAGUUCAUAAGUUCUUCUUAAUUUUUUCCAAAUGGAAAUGGCCACAGCCUGUUUUACUUAAGCAACCAUCCAGUGUAAAUUUGGGAUUUGGAGUUUGGGAUCCAAGGGUAAACGCUCAAGACAGAUACCACCUGAUGCCGAUCAUAACCCCGGCGUACCCGCAGCAAAAUUCCACGUUCAACGUGUCGAUGUCCACGCGGACCGUUAUGAUGGAGGAACUGAAACACGGGCUGUCUCUCACCGACGAAAUAAUCGCAGGCAAGCAGACGUGGGACAAGCUGUUCGAGCCGCCGCAAUUUUUCAUCAAGUACCGCCAUUUUAUCGUCUUGUUGGUGAGCGCUGAAUCGCCCGAAGACCAUCUGGAGUGGUGCGGACUGGUCGAGAGCAAAGUCAGACUGUUAAUAGGGAAUCUUGAGCGUAAUCCCUACAUAAAUUUGGCGCACAUCAACCCCGAAUGUUUCCAACAAUUGGAGACGCAACGCGAACCGAACAUGCAGUGCGCAAUGUGGUUUAUAGGGUUGGAGUUUGCGAAAGUUGAAAAUUUAAACGUCAAUCUCACGCAGGACAUUCAAUUUUUCACGAAAACCGUCAAUAAGCACGCCGUUAACAUCAGCAUGUACAAGGAGAGCAUGAAACUGGAAGCAAGGUAUGUUAAAAGGAAGCAACUGUCGCAAUAUUUGGCGCCCAGUUUCACGAAAAGGGAAAGGAAAGCCAGCAUUGGUAAAAACGUUAAUGGUACGCUGGAGAGCCGAAAGAGGCAGUCGUCGGAAUCGGGCUUGAUUGAGCCUGAAACGCCCGUUAAAAAAUCCAGAUUAUCGGAGGAUCUUAGCAGAACAUCGUUCGACGAGAGUUCCAACCAGUCUACGAACGUGACCUGUCAAAACGACGACUCCAACAGCAACUUGAGCUUGAACGAGGAAUCGCACACGUCGUCGCUGCCAGCGCCCCCUGUCUUGGACGCGAGCAACGUGGCGCCCGCCCAGACCUCCCCGCCCCCGCCAGAGGCGGUCUGCACUUGAUACGCCGCGCCCGGAUCGUCCUGCAGUCGACGUUAAAAAACAAGAUAAAACGUCCGAGGUGUACAGCACAGUCGAGUGUCACGUACGUAUUAAACAAAUAAUUCC
Brassicogethes aeneus is the source of this 2117-nucleotide messenger RNA. The record is from the annotation of a GenBank genome assembly. Lineage: Eukaryota; Metazoa; Arthropoda; Insecta; Coleoptera; Nitidulidae.